AUGGUCUGCAGCCCAGCAUUGUUGAUGUCCAGUGACAGUAUCGCUCUUGAUGAGGUCUCGAAGGCCACGUUGCUUGCUGCCCAGUGCACUCUGCCAGAUCAGAAAUCUGGUGCUUAUGCAACGCAAACGAACAGCUUUGGCCUCCCGGACAGGAGUGGGAGUGGCUUGGGCCAGCAGCAGCAUGUCCACGCCCAGCGACACAAGCACAGGAUCCAGAAGGCCGGUGCCGCAGGGAGACACACGCCCGGCCAGGAAGAGGAGGUUACCAGGGCAUUGAAGCUGGCCAUGGUGAAGAGGGGCGUGCUGCUUCACCUCGACUGGAGCUACCUGCACCCCGGCACCAGCAGGAGAAAGCGCCACCGGCACAUCCCCUUUGGAGACACCACAAAGGGAAAGUUCCGAGGAGAUGAUGUUAAAUAUUUUUGUGUUUCAGCGGUGCUGCUGCGGGUGCUGCGGGUGCAGCUGGAGGUGCGGCAGCAGAACAGGGACGUCUUGCAUGAGCUCCAGCAGCUGAGGCAUGAGGUACGGGUCGUGUCCGAGAGGCUGGAUGAAAUUGAGCCUCUCGACAGGACCCGUGCAGUGUCUCAGCCUGCCCUGUCGACGGUGCCUCCAGUUCUUCCUCGGCUACCUGCCAACAAUAUUGAAGAAUUGGAGGCAGCAGAGGCAGCCGUGCAGGAUGAGGCUGUGGCUGCCACCUUGCGCAAGCACCUCCUGCAAAUAGGAGGGAAGUCGCUGCGCGAGGUGGCAUCGAAUGCCAUGAAGGCUGUAAUGGCACACCCCGUCCAAGUGCUUUACAGCCUUCAUGGCAGGAAGGGGAAGAGGGCUUUCAUAAAUCUGAAGUUAUGCCGGAUAGUCACAGAUGUCAUCUGUGCAAAAGGGGGGGCCGACCUGACAGAAGCUCAGGGCUUCAUUAAGAGGUGGUUGCCAGGGUCUGUGGACAGGGGUGGUGGCAGGAAGAGGCGUUUUGCAGAAACGUUAGCAGCAGAGCAGCCCGAUGAUCCCUCCCUUCGGGGCAGGGAUCAUUGCCUGCCCACUGCUGCCCUCUCCCUGCCCCACCCUUGGCCUCAGGGCCCUGGCCAGUCCACCGUUGGCCCCUCCUGUCCGGCUGCCCAUGCUCCUUCCCCUGCUGCAGCCCCUCCUCCUGCCCCUGCUCCUUGGACCAGGCUGCACAUCUGCUCUCGGACACCUCUUCGCAUCCGCUAUCUGGCUCAAGGUACCUGA
Dermacentor silvarum is the source of this 1221-nucleotide messenger RNA. RefSeq lists its product as uncharacterized. The record is from RefSeq and is a predicted model, not a curated record. Bases 1 to 1221 code for a protein of 406 amino acids. NCBI's taxonomy places the organism in Eukaryota, Metazoa, Arthropoda, Arachnida, Ixodida, Ixodidae. The transcript has 8 exons.